Molecule: messenger RNA, 980 nt
Organism: Colius striatus (speckled mousebird)
Lineage: Eukaryota; Metazoa; Chordata; Aves; Coliiformes; Coliidae
Gene: RPUSD3
Product: RNA pseudouridine synthase D3
Exons: 9
Coding region: 1-915 (304 amino acids)
Biological process (GO): pseudouridine synthesis
Molecular function (GO): pseudouridine synthase activity; RNA binding
Source: RefSeq, a predicted model, not a curated record
AUGGCGGGCGGGCGCGCCGGCGCGCGGGUGCUGUCGCGCGCGGGGCACGGGGCUCGCGCGGCGGGGUGGGGGCCGCCGCUGGGUCCCGAGGAGACGCUGGGGCUGCUGGAGGCCUCCGUGGUGCACCGGGAAGGAGCCCUGGUGGCGCUGAGCAAGCCCCCUGGCCUGCCUGUCUUGGGGAACCCCGGGGAGCUGAGCCUGGCGGCGCUGCUGCCGUCGCUGAGACGACGCCUUGGCCUCUCUGCUGAGCUCCACGUGGUGAAGGCUCCCGCCAGGGAGUGUUCUGGCCUUGUUCUCCUGUCCAGCUGCCACCGUGCAACCGAGCGGCUCCAGCAGUUCUUCAGUGAUGCCCGCCGGAGAGGCCAGUACCCUGCCACAUACCGUGCCGUCACCGUGGGCGUCCCAGCGGAGGCGGAGGGCGAGAUCCGUGCCUGGCUACGCUGGCAGCGGCACGGUGACACCGCAGCAGUGGUGCCAGUGCCGGCCCCAGGACGCCACAGCCUCGCCAGGAAGGAGGUGAAAAGCACCCUGACGCGCUACCGGGUGCUGGGUGCUGCAGGAGGCUGCGCGCUCCUCCAGCUCCAGCCCAGGACAGCCUUCCCAGAGCAGCUCCCAGUGCACCUAACGCUGCUGCUGUGCCCAGCCCUGGGUGACCAUGAGCACUCGUCCCGCGUGGGCAGGGUGCUGGGGGUGCCCUUCCUCCUGCCCCCUGAGGCUGCCCCAGCCUGCACACAGGUGCUGGACGAGGAGCUGCAGUGCCGGUUGGGGCUGUCUCCGCAGCAGCUCCGCCGCCUCCCGCUCCAUCUCCACCUGCAGCAGCUGGUGCUGCCCCAGGGCCCACUCUGUGCCCCCCCACCCCCCACCUUCCUGCGGACCCUGCGCACUCUGGGACUGCCAGAGCAGCAGGAGAUGUAGAACCCAUGGUGGAACCCCCACGCCGCUCCCCCUCUGCCAUCCCAUUAAAUCCCCAACUGCUGCCA